GAUACCAUCGCUGCUUUCUCGCCGAUGACAAAAACGCACCCAAACCUCUCUCCUCCGGCCACUUCACUACUCUCUCUCUUAAAACCCUGUCUCUCUCCUAUCUACUCUCUCUCUCGCUCUCUCUCUCUCCAUGGAUAUCGACUUCACAGAGUAUCGCUUGAGCCGUGAACUUCGAGGUCACGAAGAUGACGUUCGUGGUAUAUGCGUUUGUGGGAGUGUUGGGAUUGCUACUUCGUCGAGAGACAGAACAGUUAGGUUUUGGUCAUUAGAUCCAUCGAAUGGAAACUUCACCACCUCGAAGUUACUUUUGGGGCAUACUAGUUUUGUGGGACCACUGGCUUGGGUUCCACCGAAUGAGGAGUUUCCAGAAGGUGGGAUUGUGUCUGGUGGAAGGGACACUCUUGUUUUGGUUUGGGACUUGAGAACCGGUGAGGCAGCGCAGACUUUGAAGGCUCAUCAAUUGCAGGUCACUGGCAUUGCGUUGGAUGGCUCCGACAUUGUGUCGGCAUCUAUGGAUUGUACAUUAAGACGGUGGAGAAAAGGUCAACCCAUUGAGUCUUGGGAGGCUCAUAAGGCAGCCAUUCAAGCUGUUAUAAAGUUAGUUUCAGGCGAGCUUGUUACAGGUUCAAGUGACACAACUCUAAAGCUUUGGAAAGGAAGGACAUGUGUGCAUACUUUUGUUGGGCAUACAGACACUGUUAGAAGCUUGGCUGUGAUGCCUGAUUUGGGAAUUCUCUCAGCAUCUCAUGAUGGUUCCAUCAGGUUAUGGGCACUUACUGGUCAAGUUUUAAUGGAGAUGGUUGGUCACACUUCUAUUGUCUAUUCUGUCGAUUCACAUGUUUCUGGGCUUGUUGUCAGUGGCAGUGAGGAUCGUUUUGUGAAGAUAUGGAAAGAUGGAGUUUGUGUCCAAUGUAUAGAGCAUCCUGGUUGUGUUUGGGAUGUCAAAUUCUUGGAGAAUGGUGAUAUUGUGACUGCAUGUUCUGAUGGUGUUGUGCGUAUUUGGACAAUACAUCAGGAUAAGAUUGCUAACUCGUCCGAGCUUGAAUCCUUUGCUUCUCAACUUUCUUAUUACAAGUGUAGCAGGAAGAGGGUUGGAGGAUUGAAAUUGGAAGAAUUACCAGGGCUAGAGGCUUUGCAGGUUCCAGGAACAAGAGAUGGCCAGACAAAGGUUGUAAGAGAAGGGGACAAUGGUGUAGCAUAUUCAUGGAAUAUGAAGGAGCAGCAGUGGGAUAAGGUAUUUCCUUCAUUUUAUUAUCUUUUCAGCCCUUCGUCUCAUGUUGAUGCCCAAUCUACGCCAACUCAACCUCCAAAUCCAAAGCAAAAAAGGGUGACGAAGGCCCAGCCAAAGGCAAAGGUGACUCAGGUUGACACUGGGGAUACUUUGCCAAUUUCAAAAUUGGCUCCAAGUGAGAAAACCACCUUCAUCCCCGAGAAGAGGUCUACUGAAACAUAUCCUGCCGAAUCCGCCAGAUCAAAGAGGCCGAGGUCGUUUACUGCAACCACCUCGAGGUCCUCAAAGCACGAUGCUCCCUGGGCCCCCCAAAUCACACUGGAGGAUAAGCCAAUUAGGGCUAGCGAUAGUGCCGACGACAUCAACGUCGGCGUUGCCCUUAAUACCGCUCUGCUUCUUCCCGGCGAUCUCAACCGGAACGCCGAGCUGAGCGAAUAUGAAAACUAUGCUCUGAUGCCGAAGAAAAUGCGGAUUCUGCUGAGGCCAUCAAGAAGUGUAAGCGUUUCAUAUUGCCGAAGUGCUUUCUUAUAA
This is a messenger RNA of Camellia sinensis, 1762 nucleotides long. NCBI's taxonomy places the organism in Eukaryota, Viridiplantae, Streptophyta, Magnoliopsida, Ericales, Theaceae. The record is from RefSeq and is a predicted model, not a curated record.